CAGCAGGAUUCGCUUCCAACAGAUAGUUUUCGCGGUGUGCUUGGAAGCGAGAAAUGCAAGUACGAGCGUAAAAUGAUUGAAGCGUUUCACGGUGACUUCGAUUGCCCGCUUUCAUAUCGAUUCUUGCGACGAUUUGCACGAGUUGCCGAAAAAGAUAUGCGGACACUGACGCUAGCCCGUUAUAUCCUGGAAACAUCGCUUCUCUUCUACGAAUUCAUCAGCGUUCCAGACAGUAUGAUGGCAGCCGCUGCCUUGCUUCUCGCUAUUCGAAUGAUCCGAGCUGGCCAUUGGGUAGCACACUAUUCAUUUUUAAAAGAACUCCCGCAACUACUACGAUUGCCUGAAGCUGCUACUGAAGCGCACGCUAUUUCAAGUGCAGUGCUCAUCAAUCUGGAUGAUCCAACUGAAUUUGUGAAUUAA
Messenger RNA from Gongylonema pulchrum, 420 nucleotides. The record is from the annotation of a GenBank genome assembly. Lineage: Eukaryota; Metazoa; Nematoda; Chromadorea; Rhabditida; Gongylonematidae.